Molecule: messenger RNA, 876 nt
Organism: Mesorhabditis belari
Lineage: Eukaryota; Metazoa; Nematoda; Chromadorea; Rhabditida; Rhabditidae
Source: the annotation of a GenBank genome assembly
AUGGCUUGUGGCCCGGGCCAAGAAUGUUAUAUGGAGCCUGGCAGCACCUUUGCCAAACCAUUAUGUCGCUUGAAGUGUGGCCCGAACGAAGCGCUAAGUAUGUGUGAAGAUACCUGUGUAACAAAAGACAAGCCUAUACAACGACUAUGUUCAAAUGAAAACAUUUGUGCGUGUAAAGAGGGCUACGUGCGUGACAAACAGACUCGUCAAUGCAUUCCGUCAGAUCAGUGUAGCUCAACAACGACACGCAAGCCAACAGGCUCAACUGGAACGACUACACGGUUGACUGGAUCAACAGGAACCAGAACAACCGAAACAGGCACAACAACGGCACGCAAUGCUCGAACUUCCGGAACUCCAACAACUGCCACGCCGACAUGUUGCGAGAACGAGAUGCUGAAAAGAUGCAGUGGCUGUGAGGCGACGUGCGCUUUCCCGGCCGGGUGUCCGAAAUGCGUUCCGAAUUGUCAACAAGCGAAAUGCGAAUGCAAGCCGGGCUUCGUUCGGUGCCCGAUCAGUGGGCGAUGCAUUUGCGCGUCACUGUGUCCGAAGAACUCGUGCCCGCCGAAUGAGGAUUGGCACAGUUGUCCGACGUGUGAGGCCACUUGCACUAACUUGAAUCCGAUCUGCCCAAUGGUGUGCAAGACGCCGGCUUGUCAAUGUUGCAAGGGCUACGUUCGGUGCCCGAUUUCCGGUCGCUGUGUCACCCCGGCAUCAUGUCCCAAAAUCAACCCGUUAACCCACCCGAAAGUGCGAGUGGCGGCUCAAAUAAUGCCAAGAAUGGUUCAAGUCCAACAAUCAGUCUCCCAGAAGCAACCUGCUGCUCUAAAGAAACCUCUCCCGAAAUUCGUCGUUCAACGACAAGCCCCAGUUGGU